AUGGCCCAUGCUGACGUCAGUGUUGACCAGGUCAAUGCUGACGUCAAUGUUGACCAGGUCAAUGCUGACCCGGUCAACGGUCGUCGGUCUCAGGGGGCCCACCGGUCAGUCAGCGGGUCGCACCGACAGGCUGAUUUCUGUCCCACGCCUCCGUCUCCCGUCGUUGUCUGCGGCUCCCCUGGGGCGGGCGCCGCCGCAGCCGGUUCACGGCUCCCCAGGGACGGGCGGCGCCGCCACUGGCUCGUCUCUCCCCUGGGCGGGGCGCCGCCGCCGCCGCCGUUGGUUCGCGGCUCCCUGGGUCGGGCGCUGCUUCAUCUCCACCAUGGCGCCAUCUUCGCUGCCGCUUCCCCCCUGACAGUGACUCCCAAGCGACUGUGCCCCAUCCUUGAGGUUUCUUUGGACUUUGUCAAAAGUCUGUAUGCAAAGUUCAUAGAUUGGGAUGAGGAUAUGUAUGACCUGGAAAAUGACACACCUGCCCAUGCAGCAAAUGAUCUUGUUGAUCUAAUGGAUGAAUAAUUUAAAGGUUUACAAAGAGCUUAUAUGUGUUCAGGUUGAAAUGAUCAAUGCUUGAAUUCAUAUAUUUUAUGGGCCAACAAUGGAUCAUGAAUGGAUUACAAAAUUACUAAAUCGCAUAUAGAGCCCCUUUGGCCGGUCUCCAAACGGCCCUGAGCCUCCGCCGGCUCCUUGUGGUUUUGUGAGGGGGGCGGGAGUGGAGAGAGAGAGAAAAGACUCCAGUGAACAGCUAGCUGUGCUACAGUAGCAUUGUUAGGUGGAGCCGAAGCCCAUUGGAGCCAUGGCAAAGGCACCCAUAGCAUAUCUAAUAGUACAGACAUCCUUUUCAAAAAUAUAGUACAGAGACAGCAUGUACCCUCCAUUACUAUAUAUGUACAUUUUCUCUCUAGAAUCGUGUCAUUAUGUACACAUCAUGUGAUGAGUAAUAUUAUUGUUUCCUCCCACAAUCAAUACAACUUCCAAUGAUUAUUCAAA
Molecule: messenger RNA, 987 nt
Organism: Panicum virgatum (switchgrass)
Lineage: Eukaryota; Viridiplantae; Streptophyta; Magnoliopsida; Poales; Poaceae
Exons: 5
Coding region: 1-516 (171 amino acids)
Source: RefSeq, a predicted model, not a curated record